This is a messenger RNA of Penicillium pulvis, 1803 nucleotides long. RefSeq names its product cystathionine gamma-synthase. The coding region runs from base 1 to 1803 and encodes 600 amino acids. Gene Ontology annotation, biological process: transsulfuration. The record is from RefSeq and is a predicted model, not a curated record. The transcript is spliced from 5 exons. Lineage: Eukaryota; Fungi; Ascomycota; Eurotiomycetes; Eurotiales; Aspergillaceae. Gene Ontology annotation, molecular function: cystathionine gamma-synthase activity; pyridoxal phosphate binding.
AUGCUUCAAGCACUAGGAGGCCCCGUGCCCCCCAACACUGACCAUGCCGUUAGUGUCUCUUUACCAACAUGGAGAGCCAAUAUUGGUUAUGAAGAGGGAGAAGACUGGGUUAUGAGCAAGAUGCAAUGCGGAUACCCUCGAUUCUUCGUGCACCCUACCAUUCAGAAACUCGUGGUGGAAAUUAUUCAACGCGUAGGAGAUCAGAAUACAGAAACGGCAACGCUUUUUGCAUCUCUCAAGACCGCGCAGCUUUGCCAUUCGUUCAUCAUAUCCAAAGUUUCCGACGAGCACUCGCAAAAGGUCCGAAUCGUGAACUUUAUUCCCUCUGCGCAUGCCGAAGCUGGAUCGACUUCCAUCACAUCCUCCUUGGUCAGUGUGAUCUAUCCGAAGGAAUUUGCACCAAUUGCAAAGCAGGUGUGGCAGCAUUCCGGCAACGGAAUCUCAAGUCGGCGGGGUGAGUUCUGUCUCCGUGCCCUGCAGGAUGGGUUGCUUGUGGAAGACAAAGGCUCUGUUACAGCCGAGUCCCUUUCUCAGCGACCUUGUAAGGGCCCUCGAAGAUACCAAGGGCGCGGCUCCUUGAGCGGAGUUGCCUGGGGCGCUUCGACCCCCACGGCAUCAUCGCCCGCUCCCACGACUAAUGGCGUGGAGGAUGGCCGAGACAAUGCUCAAUUCAUCGAGGAACGCUUUGGUCGUAACCUCAGUGCCUUGUACGCCACGCAGGCUAAGAUUGCUGUCCGAAAGCGCAUUGCCGGUGUUUUGACUGCUGACGUUGAGCUACCCGAGGCCCUGGAAACAGCUUCGUCGGGUGGUCGUGUCGAUGAUAUCUCCGAGGAGGAUGUCCUUCUCUACCCCUCUGGCAUGAGCGCUAUAUUCAACGCUCAUCAGACUCUGCUGAGUGCGCGGGGCCCUAUGCAAAGUAUCUGUUUCGGGUUUCCAUACACCGAUACCCUUAAGAUCUUACAGAAGUGGGGGCCAGGCUGUUUGUUCUACGGACAUGGCUCAUCCGAAGAUUUGGAUGAUCUCGAAACCCGCCUAAAGAACGGGGAGCGUUUCCUUGGGCUCUUCACCGAGGCUCCGGGCAACCCUCUACUCAAGACCCCAGAUCUAGUGCGCAUACGAGCCCUGGCCGACCAAUACGGGUUCGCGGUCGUGGUCGAUGAGACUAUUAGCAAUUUCCUCAACAUCAACGUUCUUCCGUAUGCAGACAUUGUCGCUAGCAGUCUUACGAAGAUUUUCAGUGGCGAUAGCAAUGUAAUGGGAGGAAGUGUCAUCCUGAACCCUCACGGAAAUUAUUACCAAAAGUUGAAGGAAGUUUACGCCCAAGACUAUGAAGAUAUCUACUGGGCAGAGGAUGCUGUCUUCUUGGAGCGGAACAGUCGCGACUUUGUGACGAGAAUCGACAAAAUCAAUCGCACGUCGGAGGAAAUUACAGCCAUGUUGAAAGCAUCUCCUCUGGUCAAGGAAGUCUACUAUCCUAGAUACAGCCAUACAAGGCCCCUGUAUGAUAGUCUUCGCAACCCUAACGGUGGCUAUGGUGGUCUAUUCUCUGUCACCUUCCACUCGAACGCGGAAGCCAUUGCAUUUUAUGACACCUUAGAGGUCUUAAAGGGACCUAGUCUCGGCACCAACUUUACUAUCAGCUCUCCAUACGUCCUCCUAGCUCAUUACGGUGAACUAGACUGGGCGAGAUCUUUCAAUGUCGAUCCCGACCUCGUCAGAAUCAGUGUUGGACUAGAGGACUUGGCCGACUUGCGCUCCAGAUUCCAGCGGGCUCUCGAGGCAGUCGAGAAGGUGAAAAAUUAG